Somion occarium is the source of this 706-nucleotide messenger RNA. The record is from the annotation of a GenBank genome assembly. Lineage: Eukaryota; Fungi; Basidiomycota; Agaricomycetes; Polyporales; Cerrenaceae.
UAACCCUAUCCUACCUUCCGUCUCCCACCACUCUACAACCUUCAGACCCUUUUAACUACUUUUAAAUCUCAACUAUGUCUGGAAAGGGAAAAGCUGGCAAAUCUGCCACUGGCAAGGCUGGUGGUGAAGCCGGCAAGGCUCAAUCGCGUUCCGCCAAGGCGGGUCUCCAGUUUCCCGUCGGUCGUGUCCACCGUCUCUUGAAGAAGGGCAACUAUGCCCAGCGUGUUGGUGCAGGGGCUCCUGUCUACCUCGCUGCCGUCCUCGAAUAUCUUGCUGCUGAAAUUCUCGAAUUGGCCGGAAACGCUGCCCGUGAUAACAAGAAGCAACGUAUUGUCCCUCGUCAUUUGCAACUUGCCAUCCGAAACGAUGAAGAGCUGAACAAGCUCCUCGGCGAUGUUGUCAUCAGCCAAGGUGGCGUUGUACCAUUCAUCAACCCUGAACUCCUUCCCUCCAAAACAAGCAAGGGCAAGAAGGAGGGUGGCGCAUCGCAAGAAGUUUAGAUGUUUUCGAUGUCGUCUUCGCUUUGCUACUCUAUUACUUGGGACUGUAUUCUUGUACUAGUAUGUUUUACUUUUAUUAUCUAAUGCACGACACGCAUGCAUUGUACUCCUACGCGAUAUUUGUUGUGUGACAUAGGCCGCCAUUCUGUGGGCCAAAAUAUGGGCUUUCAAGCAAAGACAGUAGGGCGAUCAUUUCAGUUCCUGGA